AUGGAUCUCUUUACCUAUUACGAACCCUCUCGGGUCUGGAUCUGUAAGCCCUGCCAGUUCGCGGUUCCACCGAGGCAUCUGCAGGAACACCUCCGGACACGUCACUCCACCCAUCCCACUGCGACCACUGGGGCCCUCCGACAAGACACCUACCAGCGAAUGUCCAAACGGCCCUGGCUGGACCCGACCCGAGAGCCCUGCAUCUACCCCGAUGCUGGAAGCCCGCCGAUCCCACACCUGCCGGUAUACACCGGGUAUCAGUGCCCUCGGUGCCGCUAUAUCGUCCGAGCCCCCAGAGUCCUUUUCAACCAUAUCCGGAAGACCCAUCCCGAACUGGGCCGACCGGUUGGCCGUCAAUGUACGACCGCCCGCUCCCAGGAGCUGGAAGCUCUCUACCGGGGACAGCCGCCGGAGUACCUAGGGACCUGUAAUCUGGCGGCAGCGGCCGACCUCAGCGCUCUUCCAGACCCCGGUCAAGAGCCUCUGCUCGUCCUGCUCGCCGAGAGCGUCGAGCGGCUCAUCCAGCGGUCCUACCGGACGAUCAAGGACCGCCGCAUCAAUGAGUUCGAUCAGGUCACCAUCAAUACCUUCCUCACACAACGACCCAAAAUCUGGGAUCGACCGAUCCAGAUCCACCUGAAGCCGACGACCUACGCGUCCUACCGGCGGGUGUGGCAGCGGCUGAUCUGCUUUAUCUACCGGACGAGCCGCCCGGACCAGACGGUCCUGCUCCGCCAUCAAUUCACGUCGGCCCAGCUCGCGGCGUUGGACCGGAUGGUCGAAGCCGGGACCCGGCUACUCCGGCGAACAAGAACAACCACAGCCACAACGACCGCCGCCGCCGCCGCUGCCACUGCAGCCACAGCUGCCAGCCUGGCUGAGCAGGAGAGGCUCGACCGGGCCUGCCUGGACCUGUCGAUCGCCCUGUUGGACCACCCCUUAAAGGGAGAGCUCUACGAGAGUGCCCUAGUGGGCUUCCUCGCCGUUCUUGGGAUCGACCCCCAGCGCCGGACGUUCCGGGAUCCGUACUCCUACACCCACUACCUCUCGGGGCUGGUGAAGAUCGCGCAGAUACUCGUUGCGGAACAGGCGGUCGCUCUAGCGGAGCGUGGCGACGAUGAGCAGACCCUCAGCUACCGCGAUCUCCGCCUGAGUAUGACCGGCCUCCGCGAUUUCGUCCGCACCCAGAUAGAGCUCGCGCAACAGAGCCUGGAGAACCUCUUCCUCCUCCAUAACGAGGAAACGCGAGGGCAGAUCGUCCCCGUCUUGCCCCUGGAGCAGCUGCAGGAUGAUCCGGUCAACAACACGCGCGGAUGGAACUUCCUGCAGCACCCCAGGAACGGGAAACCGGGACGGGAGACCGAGCUCAUCAGCCUCCGGCAUAGCAAUACCCUCCACGGACGCCACCGGAACAUCUUCAUUAAACAUGGGCUGGUAAGCACGGUGACCUCCUACCACAAGGGGUAUUCGAUCAGCAACUCCACAAAGAUCAUCCACCGGUACCUGCCCAAGCCGAUCAGCGAGCUCCUGGUCUACUAUCUCUGGUUAAUCCUGCCUUUCUGGCAGGCGAUCCAGCGACUCACCCACCGAUCGACGGGCCCGCGGUCGUCGUUCCUCUGGCCCAAGGCGACGGAGGGCACCUGGGACCCGAGCCGACUGCGGACCGUCCUGCAACGCGAGGCGGCGAUUCACCUGCAGACGAAGCUGAACGUUGCCUCCUAUCGGCAUGCCGCCAUCGCCAUCUCGCGUGUUCAUCUCAAAUGCGGCGGGUUCAAGCGGGACUAUGGCACGGAUUCGGCCGCGUUUGACGAGCAGGCCAGCCAUGGAACCUGGGCGGCGGGGACCGUGUACGCGCGGGGUCUGCAGGAAGCGCCCGGCCACGUGGAAGAACGGCGACGGCAGUAUCGGGCGAUCAGCCGCGAGUGGCAUCAGUUUUUGGGCUUUGCGGUCUCCCUGGGACCGCGGAAGCGUCCUGCAGAGGAUCCGCCAGAGGGUGCAAGGGCGAAGCGGACCUACAUCUCCAUCGAAAUGGAGAAGGACUAG
Messenger RNA from Aspergillus terreus NIH2624, 2043 nucleotides. RefSeq lists its product as uncharacterized. NCBI's taxonomy places the organism in Eukaryota, Fungi, Ascomycota, Eurotiomycetes, Eurotiales, Aspergillaceae. The record is from RefSeq and is a predicted model, not a curated record. The transcript is spliced from 4 exons. The coding region runs from base 1 to 2043 and encodes 680 amino acids.